Messenger RNA from Populus trichocarpa (black cottonwood), 2043 nucleotides. Its product is annotated as probable inactive purple acid phosphatase 28. Lineage: Eukaryota; Viridiplantae; Streptophyta; Magnoliopsida; Malpighiales; Salicaceae. Gene Ontology annotation, cellular component: cytoplasm. Bases 81 to 1310 code for a protein of 409 amino acids. The record is from RefSeq and is a predicted model, not a curated record. Gene Ontology annotation, molecular function: hydrolase activity, acting on ester bonds. The transcript is spliced from 5 exons.
GUCAAAAUGCCCUCCUCAUUUUUCUCAUUUGUUGGAGCUAGGAGCGAGCGAGCUAUCUAGCUAGCUAGUUAGAAGAAGAAAUGAACAAAACCAUGGAAGGGCUCUACUCUCUUCUUUAUUUAAUCUUAAUCUUGACAAUCCUCUUCUCUCUACACACCCAGAUCGCUCACAAAUUACUUAUAGGCCACCACCCUCUUCACCUCAAGAAAUCCCCACAUCUCCCUCUCAGGUUCAGCUCUGAUGGAACCUUCAAAAUCCUUCAGGUGGCUGAUAUGCAUUAUGGAACUGGGGUGCUGACAAGUUGCAAAGAUGUGUUAGCUUCUGAGUUUCAUUAUUGUUCUGAUCUUAACACCACUCAUUUUCUUAAGAGGAUCAUUGAAGCCGAGAAGCCUGAUUUCAUUGCUUUUACAGGAGAUAAUAUAUUUGGUUCAAGCACUCCUGAUGCUGCUGAAUCUUUGCUUCGUGCCUUUGCACCUGCCAUGGAAUCUGGACUUCCAUGGGCAGCGGUUUUAGGAAACCAUGACCAAGAAUCUACCAUGACUCGACUAGAAUUGAUGUCUUUCAUAUCACUAUUGGAUUACUCAGUAUCACAAACCAAUCCAUCAGUGGAAGAUGCUUCUAGUGCAGCCAAAGGCGAUACGAUAACAGAUAUUGAUGGCUUUGGAAAUUAUAAUCUCAGGGUAUAUGGUGCUCCAGGUUCACAUUCAGCUAAUAGAACUGUUCUUGAUCUUUUCUUUCUUGACAGUGGAGACAGGGAGGUUGUUCAAGGAGUUAGAACUUAUGGAUGGAUUAAGGAAUCUCAACUUCGUUGGCUUCAUGGUGUUUCCAAGGGUUAUCAGGACCGAAAGGAGGACUGUCAUCUCCUGGAAGGGGCUUCACCAUCAGCUACACCCACACACUGUGCAUUGGCAUUUUUCCAUAUCCCAAUUCCAGAAAUUCGACAGCUAUACUACCAAAAGAUUAUUGGCCAGUUUCAGGAAGGUGUGGCUUGCUCAUCAGUUAACUCAGGAGUCUUACAGACCCUUGUAUCCAUGGGAGAUGUGAAGGCUGUGUUCAUGGGCCAUGAUCACAAGAAUGACUUUUGUGGGAAUUUAGAAGGUAUAUGGUUUUGUUAUGGUGGAGGCUUUGGGUAUCAUGCUUAUGGAAUAGCUGGGUGGUCAAGGAGAGCAAGGAUCAUAUUAGCAGAACUUGAAAAGGGUGAGAAGUCUUGGAUGGGAAUGGAGAGGAUCAGGACAUGGAAGCGUCUUGAUGAUGAGAAGUUGAGCAAGCUUGAUGAACAAGUCUUGUGGGAAUUACACCAUGCAAAAUGACUCGAUUGCAGAAGUAGAUCAACAACACCAAAAUUGGCACUCAAGUUAUCUCUUAUCGAAGAAUUGAUCUCUUUCAUAUCUCUGUUGGAUUACAUAGGAUCUCCGCCGUAUCCCUUCAGUCUCUCAAAGGCGAUAUGACAAUAUAUAUCGAUGGCUUUGAACAUUAUAAUCUCAGAGUAUAUGGUGCCCCAGGUUCCCAUUUGCCCAAAAGAAAUGAAACAGGGAGCUCUUAUGGAUGGUUCAAGUAACCUCACUAUUUUCCAUGUUCCUUCAUUCCCACAUGGGAGGUCUCCUAGAUUUAGAUUUGAUUAACAUGUUGCAGGUGACAAACUAACAUGGCAAGAAGGAGGAUCUUGUACUACCGAGGUUUGACAACAGCUCUAUGUACAAUCACCUAAGCCGGGUUAUCUGAGCUUCAACUUGUUCUUGUACAAUCGCUUGGACGAUUGGAGAUUAGGAACUCGAACCUGAUUGCUAGGAACUAAUGAUCGAUACACUACUGUUCGUCCACAUAUUCUCGGUAGUGGUAUUUGAGAUACCUGUAAACCUGAUUUUUAUCAGGUCCACUAGAAGAUCUAGCCUCCAACCACAAAUCUAGAUCGAGUUCUGGAUUGGUCGAAUGAUCGUCCUCGUAUCUCUCUUACAAUCGGAUGGUAUAUGUUUCCUGAAAAAAAAAAUCAAUUAGCUAAUUUUUUUUAAAAAUAAAUUAAGAAAAAAAAUCAUUGAAAUCCAA